Messenger RNA from Hydractinia symbiolongicarpus, 1408 nucleotides. RefSeq lists its product as uncharacterized. The coding region runs from base 404 to 1408 and encodes 334 amino acids. The transcript has 3 exons. NCBI's taxonomy places the organism in Eukaryota, Metazoa, Cnidaria, Hydrozoa, Anthoathecata, Hydractiniidae. The record is from RefSeq and is a predicted model, not a curated record.
CAAGGCGAUAUCCCCAUUUCAACAACUCAAAGUUGAUGCUUUGAGCUUAGAAGUUAAUUACAGAAAUCUUGAUCGUAACAUAUCAACGUACGAAAAACUACAUAAAAAAGAUCUUGAACUAUUGUUGAAAAAUCAUUUGGCAGGAAUCUCACGUGCCCCAGCUCUUUGUUAUGGUAAUGAGCAUGAUACCAUGGCUUCAUUGAAUCUUGAAGAAUACGAAGUUAUGCCAAUUGAACCACUACAUGACUGCAAGGGGCAUAUAAAAAAUGUGUGGGAUGUCCUGCCUGAGAUUUUAAUACCUAAGGAGUAUAAAAUAUUCCAACAAUCCUUGGAUGCCACAUAUGGUUAUAAAGAUAAAAUCAGAGGAUCAGACUACCGAAUGUCAACAAUAGCGGUUUAAGCAAUGAAAAACAAUUGCAGGAACAAAAUUGAAGACCUUUUGUACACUUUGAUGGAGAUAGUACGUUUAGCCUACAUGAAGUCACAAAAAAGAUCACCAAAAUUUAUUCUACGCAUACAUAAUGUGACCUUUCAGCAUGCAAUGUUAUGUCAGUCUGUACUUGGAAAUAACCUGAAAACAAUAACAAAAGAAAAACUCUAUGCCAUAUAUUUUCAUUCCCUGACCGCUCACCUGCCUGAGGUGUCAAGAAUUGUUGCUCCAAGCUCCUUACAUUCAGAAAAUGAAGAGCAGUUGUUCAGUAAAAUAAAUCAAAUCAGCUUGGGAACAUCAUCAAGAACGUUGGAGUCUAUACGUGAUAAUAGUAUCGUUCGCAUUCAAGAAGAGCAAAAAUUCAAUAUGAAGAAUGCUAGAAGAAAAACAUCUUCCAGCACUUCUAAAAUAUCAAUGUUUUACAAGUCUAUUGUUGAUGGAGGGAAAAGAAGCAGUUUUGAUAUAAAUCUACCAACACGGAAAUAUCAAGCUCAUUUAGAAAGACUGGCAGACUUUCUAGUUUGUGGUGCUGGUGUUUGGUGGCACAUGGAUGAAGAUAAAAAACGAGUAAUAUUUCAUGAUGGAGAGGAGGAUGAUAAUGUCAGGGAUGAAGGACCGCUAAUGAGCCACUUCAAAAGGGACAACCUUCCAUCCAUAGCAAGGCAUAUUAAAAUUUGCUGGGAAAGAUGUGUGGAAGGUAACAUUGAGUUACCAAUUGAACAAAUUAAUUUAUUUGAUAUCAAUGGUGACUUUUUAAAGUGCAAAACAUUUCAGGAUUCCAUAUGCAAAAUAAAUAAGGAAACAAUGGUAGAAGACAAAACAAAUAUGGAAGCAAAUGUAGAGAUGUGCGAAACAAACAGGGCUGACUUACCAGGAAGCGAAGAUAACAAUGAAGUUACUGAAGUUUCACUAGAGGACAACCUGGAAUACUUGACAUGGAUGAUAAAGCCGUCGAUUUUGAAAAAUUUAUACAGGUAA